UUCAACAAAAAUAUUCUUGGUGAGACUGGAGAAAAGCCUCUCCUCUGAAUCAAGUUUGGGCCUCGCGGCUGAAGACACAGUCACACAGACAUCCGUUUAACUCAUCAGCCCAAUGCUCGAGGAGGAUUGAAGUUGUCGGACCCAAUAACUUCCGACUACUUUCUAUAACCGGAUCCUGCCUCUACCCUUCGCUUCAGAAGCACGAUUAUUAGCCAUUGCUCUUCCCCCUCAAAAAUCCAAAUCCUUCUCUCACGCCGUAAACGAACUUGGGGUGGUCCGUACGGCUUGCCUUUUUCACUUUUUUUUUUUUUAAAUUUUUAAUUUUUUAUGCCUUCCUUCUCGGCCGUAUCUUUUACAGAAGGUUAGACUGCGGCCAGUAGCGUCAGGGAAAUGGCAGGCCACGAUUUGGUGUGUAACCGUCUUUGCAAUUAAGCGCAGGUUACAAUUUACAAAAUGCAGGAUGUUACUACGGCACUGACUUAUUUAAAAUAGAUUGUGUCAAUCGUCUCUUCUUCCAGCUUUUUGAAAAAAAAAAAAAAAGGCUUAAGCUUCUCAUAUUAUAUAUUGAGAAGAGGGCAUCUGUUGCUGGGUUUGGAGUCCUUUUGGGGAAGAAAAGGGAGUCCUGAUGAGACAUAAUUUUAAACUAUGAAGUAGCACAGAUGGACGGCUGUGAAUUGGAGUUUAUGUGUUUGUUCAUGAGUUUCUGGGCCUGAUGUCUACUGGGGUGAUGACUAUUUGCAAGAGAUGGUUGAAUUUUUCUCGAGGAAUUUCAUUGAGGCGUGGGAUCAUCAAGAAAUUGGUGCUCACUUGAGUGGCUUGUAAUUGAUAUAAGAUGGAUUGCUUGUUGACUGUUAUGUGUUUUACAGUUGGGAUUUGGUGUUUAUAUUUUGGAGGGAAUGAGAGGCUUGAUAUGGCUCAUGGAUGAUCAUGGGUGUGUGGUUGUACUGUGGACAGGGAGGAGGCAGCAGCUGUUAGUGUGUUGGUUGAGUUGGUGUUUUUGCUGAUCGGUGGUGGUAGGUGUUGAUAAACAUAAGUUUGAACAUGAGUUCAGUCAGCAGGAGCAGGAGCCGGACCCCCAUGGAUCGUAAGAUCCGAUCUGAUCACUUUUCUUACCGUAAUGCACCCUACAGGACGGAAUCUCGUCGGGUUUUCAGCCAAAACAAUCUAUGCAAGAACUGCAAACGACCAGGUCACUAUGCUAGAGAGUGCCCUAACGUGGCAAUUUGUCACAAUUGUAAUCUUCCUGGGCACAUUGCUUCAGAAUGCACAACCAAGGCUCUAUGCUGGAAUUGUCGUGAACCUGGCCACACUGCUAGUGACUGUCCCAAUGAGGGAAUCUGCCACACCUGUGGGAAGGCUGGACACCGGGCCAGAGACUGCACAGCACCCCCAAUGCCACCUGGGGAUGUGAGGUUAUGCAAUAACUGCUAUAAGUCUGGUCAUAUUGCUGCUGACUGUACAAAUGGCAAGGCAUGCAACAACUGUAGGAGGCAAGGUCACUUGGCACGUGAUUGUGCAAAUGAUCCGAUCUGCAACUUGUGCAAUGUAGCUGGACAUAUGGCUAGGCAUUGCCCAAAAGCUAACAUUAUAGGAGGUCGAGGUGGUGGUGGUCGUAGUGGUGGUUACCGAGACCAUCGAGACAUUGUGUGCCGAAACUGCCAUCAGCUUGGUCAUAUGAGCCGAGAUUGCAUGGGCCCUCUGAUGAUCUGCCAUAACUGUGGUGGAAGAGGACACAUGGCAUAUGAGUGUCCUUCUGGGAGAUAUUUGGACCGCUAUCCUCGGAGGUACUGAUGAUGCAGCCUAUGUCAGUGGCAACGAUUUAUAUUAGCAUUAUGCUUUGCUUAUGAUUGAAGGUUUGGAAGUUGGAACCAGAUAGACUUUUGGAUUUUAGCCUAGCAAUUUGUGGAGUUGGUGUUAAGCAUAUAUUUUAUUUUCAUUAGAACUUCAUUUUUGUUUGGAUUAAAAGAUUUAUUACUACCAAAAUCCGCUUGUUGAUCCAUGUGAUUUUCCCUUGAUGUAUUAAAUCCUCCGCUAAUUGUUUCAAGCUUUGAAAGCAGAAUGCUUCCCCAGUGACCUCUAUCAUAUGCUAGUGUUGAGGUAGCUGUUAAUGGAACGCAUCAGGAUGUUGCUAGGCAUCGUAUUGAAAUUUAUGUAUAUAUGCUUGAAUUCCAAGCCUUUAGGUACUUGGAGGAUGUGGCCAUUAUCGGUCAUGUUUUGGGGGCAAAGCUCUCUUAAAUAAAUGUGGGAUGAGGAACUUAAAGCUCCUAUAACUUUUACAAUGAGUCGUCCCACGAUUGGCAGCGAGUUCGUUCACCACAAAUCUACGGGCAAUCUCCACAGAUCCUUUUGAGACGGAUUUGGAUAACCCAAACAAGAAAGCCUAAGAAGGGAAAACAGUUGUAAGGCCCACCCAACAAUCACGGCCAUCGAAAGGCCCAAAGCGAAGUCAAAGAUUUAUUACAUCAAUGACCCGUAAUUACUGUAUAACCUCUGGCGGAGAGGAGUGAGUCCAACAAAGCCGAGGGCCCAGGAGCUUAGAUUCGUCAUUACAUUAUCGCACUUUAGGACAUAAUCGUCAUUCGCUCACUCACCAACAAAAUAGAACUCUCUCUCCUUAGGUUAGUGUUUUCCUCUCUGUAAACGACACCGUCUCUGUUCCCCCUGUCUUUCUCUCUCUCUCUCUCUCUCUCUCUUUGAUUCUUUUAUUUCGCAAAAUAAAAAUAUUGUAUAAAACACAAAAUGACGCCCGAAAUUUUUACCCCGAAUUCAAAGCCCUAGGGCUUUCAAUCUCUAGGGUUUCCCUCGAU
Durio zibethinus is the source of this 2807-nucleotide messenger RNA. RefSeq lists its product as uncharacterized. The record is from RefSeq and is a predicted model, not a curated record. Gene Ontology annotation, molecular function: nucleic acid binding; zinc ion binding. NCBI's taxonomy places the organism in Eukaryota, Viridiplantae, Streptophyta, Magnoliopsida, Malvales, Malvaceae.